UUAACUGUCCAAUGUGAACGGAAUUCGGUGCUCCAUUCCAGCUCAGAAACGCUUGGUGGUUGAGUGAGGCUUGGAUUGUGCGUGUUUCGACGGAUUAGAGUAAAUUAUUCGGCAACAAACCCCUCGUGCCCCGCUAUGUGAUUGGUGUCUAGCGUAAUUACCUGGUGGUGUAGGCGUACGCUUUCUUAUUCAAUUAGUCGCCUGCCUGACGUGGUCUAGAGAAGAAGCGCUACGGAAGUGAGUGAACCGAAAUGGUAUGAAAUUUGUUCACCAACUGUGGAGUCGGUAGACAAUGGUACCCAUUUCCUUUGCAAUUCCUAGUUAAAAUGCCCAAAUGAAGGCGACAGUUUUUUUAAAGAACAUGAAAUUACAGUAGUAUGUGCUUACCGAUCUGUUUCGGCCUAUGGAUCUUGCCUGCGACAACAGAACUAAAGAUCGAUUUCGCGUGUGUAAAAUUCCGGAUGUUUUUUCAUUAAUAGCCGAUGGUGGAGAAGUUAAGUGAAAAACAAACUAGUGGACAAGUUCCCAUUGCGGUGUUAUUUAGGAGAUUAACAAACGACGCAACAAUAAUCGCUGCCGAAGUUACGAUAUCGAUUAAACUAACAACGAAAACAAGUAGAUCUUAGGAUGAUGCCGUCAGCCUCAACAACGAUAGACGAAGGCCUCAAAAGUGCACAGACCAGUUCAACUAGUCGAAUCAUCGCACUUACAUCAAACUGGACUUGGCAAUCUUCCUGGUGGGAUCGACGGACCCGGAACGAGCGGACACUCUGUGGGAUAGCUUCUGUUGCCGUGGCGAUGUUUCUGGCUACAGCGAUUGCCUUAGCCGUUGUAGGGCAUCAGUACCAAAACAUACUCGCUCAACGAGGCGUAGCUGUGCCCGGUGCCAUUGGACACCUGGUGGCCCCGCUGUCGAGAUCACCCAGCGCAGCGGGUUCAGUAAACAGCGCGUUAGUGCGAGCUGACCCUCCGAAGGCCGCUAUGUCCAACUACGAAAAUCUCUGUCUUACCCAAGGUUGCGUAAAGGCUGCAGCACAGAUUAUUGAAAAUAUGGACCCAACCACAAAUCCGUGUUCCGAUUUCUAUCAGUUCGCCUGUGGCCAAUGGAUCCAGAGGCAAUCGAUCCCUGACGACAAGUCAUCCAUAACCCAGUUCUCGAUUAUCCAGGACGAAUUGGACGCAAAACUGCGUGUCAUCGUUGAAAAACCUGUCAACCCGAAGAAAGACCAACCUCACGUCGUAAACCUUAAGAACCUCUAUCAGAGCUGCGUGAACACCAGCACUCUAGACAGGCUUGGAGAAGAACCAUUGCUGAAGGUUCUUCGAGAGCUGGGUGGUUGGCCCGUCGUAGAGGGUGCGAACUGGAAAGGCAACUCAUCCUUCAAUUGGCUGCAGACAAUUAUCGCGUUUCGUAAACUCGGCUACUCCCACGACAUUAUUUUCGAUCUAAGUGUCAUCCCUGACUUCCGCAAUAACACAAAACACCUCAUCGACCUCGACCAGGCAACCCUCGGGCUGCCUGACCGUACAUACCUCCUUAAGGGAAUGUCGGAUUCUGUUGUGAAGGCUUACUUCAAGCUCAUGACAGAAGCAGCCUCACUCCUUGGGGCCAAGAAUACAGACCAAACUAGAAAGGAGCUCGAGGAUGCACUUCAUUUCGAAACAAUGCUCGCUAAUUAUUCGCUUCCCCGGGAGGAACGCCGUAAUAUCUCCGCUCUCUACAACAAAAUGCCCCUUUCUGAACUCAAGAAGUUUUCGCCAACUAUCAACUGGGACCUGUACUUUAAUUCACUGCUCGUGGAUCACAUCGACGACGACGAAAUGAUCAACGUGGGUGUACCGAACUUUAUCGCUCAGGUGGCCAAGCUGCUCCAGACCGUGGACAAACGGACCCUCGCCAACUACAUGAUGUGGCGUGUAGUACUACAGUCGUAUGCAACGUUAGGGAAAGCAUGGCGAGAUCAAUUGCACAACUUCAAUUCCGUUCUCACUGGAAAGACGCGUGAAAAUCCCCGCUGGGAACAAUGCAUGACAUCUCUGACAGGGUCACUUGGUCUGUCACUCUCGAACCUUUACGUAAAAAACUUCUUCCACGAAGAUUCAAAGGAUCAUGCAUUGUCUAUGGUCAAAUACAUUACAAACGAAUUCCUCAAUAUUAUAAAAGAAGUGGACUGGAUGGAUAGUGCGACUCGUCUACGGGCCAAAAAUAAGGCGGAAGCGAUUGUUCCAUACAUUGGAUAUCCGUCUGAGCUGAUGAAUGAUACCCUGCUUUCUGACCACUACACAAACGUUUCAAUGAAAUCCGACGAGUAUUUCAAGAAUGUCAUGCAAUUAAGACGGUGGUCGACCGACUACUCCUUCGGACAACUCCGUAAGCCUCACAUCAAGGGUGAGUGGAAGAAACAUGCUCAAGUUGCUGUCGUAAACGCGUUCUAUAACUCACUUGAAAACUGCAUCGAGUUUCCAGCAGGCAUCUUACAGGGCGCGUUCUUUUCGAAGGAUAGGCCCAACUACCUUAAUUUCGGAGCAAUAGGAUUUGUAAUCGGUCACGAAAUCACCCACGGUUUUGAUGAUCGAGGCAGACAGUUCGACAAGGAUGGUAACAACAAAAACUGGUGGGAACACGAGACUGACGAAAAGUUCAAGGGUAGAGCUCAGUGUAUUAUUCAUCAGUAUGGAAAUUAUACGGUUCCUGAAAUUAAUAUGCCCGUUAACGGAAUUAAUACGCAAGGCGAAAACAUCGCCGAUAAUGGAGGCAUUAAGGAAGCUUUUCGGGCAUACCGCCAAUGGGUAAAAGAUAAUGGCCCAGAAGGAUCCCUGCCUGGGUUAAACUACACAGCCGACCAGCUCUUCUGGAUCUCGGCAGCGAAUGUUUGGUGCGGCAAAUACCGACCAGAGGUCAUGCGCCUUCGCACCAUCUCUGGCUCACAUAGCCCGGCCCCUUAUCGAGUUAUUGGACCAAUGUCGAACACGAUUGAAUUUGCUGAGCAGUUUAACUGCCCUAUUGGCUCACCAAUGAACCCAAAGCACAAGUGUACUGUGUGGUAAAUGACAAUUAACUCCAAUCGAAUUUGUGGCGAAACAACAAUAAAGUUGAACGAUGGAAACAUUCUAUAUCCCAUCGA
Varroa destructor (honeybee mite) is the source of this 3125-nucleotide messenger RNA. It is a transcript of the gene Nep2, whose product is annotated as M13 family metallopeptidase neprilysin 2. Gene Ontology annotation, molecular function: metalloendopeptidase activity. Lineage: Eukaryota; Metazoa; Arthropoda; Arachnida; Mesostigmata; Varroidae. Gene Ontology annotation, biological process: protein processing. The record is from RefSeq and is a predicted model, not a curated record. Gene Ontology annotation, cellular component: plasma membrane.